GAAAAUCUCGAAAGUGCCAGAAUCACUGAUUUGAAUGAGCGGCCUUUGUGUUAGCCUCUGUAACGGUGUACAAACGACCGGCAAGUGUCAACAAAUAAAGGACCCCACAACAGAGCACGAAUCACAAGCAUCACAAGCAUCACAAGCAGGAUGGCGCAGUACAAGGGAGCAGCAAGUGAAGCGGGACGGGCAAUGCAGAUCAUGAAGAGAAGGGAGAAGGAGCUGGAGGAGAUGGAGCAGAAGAAGAGAAAGCUUGAAGAAUCGCUUAAAAUCAACAAGAUAGAGAACAAGUUUGCCGUCCAUUAUGAUGCUGUGGAGCAGCAGCUGAAGAGCUCAACGAUUGGUUUAGUAACUCUGAAUGAGAUGAAAGCCAAGCAGGAAGAUGUUGUGAAGGAGAGAGAGAAGGAGCUUGCACGGAAGCAGAAGGAACAAGAGAAAUUGAUGAAGAAGGAAAUAGAAGCAAAACAGGCAAAGAAAAAAGAGCAAAGAGAUAAGAUUGCAAAGCUCAGUUUUUGUCCAGAUGAUGAAGAGGAAGAAGAGGAGGAAGAGAAGGAAACAAUCGUGGUGUGUAAAACGAGCGAGAGCAAGGACUUCCGCAUGGCCAAGAACCCAGAUGUGGACACAAGCUUCCUGCCAGACAGAGAAAGAGAGGAUGCAGAGAAUAGAUUACGAGAAGAACUAAGACAGGAAUGGGUAGGUAAACAAGAGGCCAUGAAGAAUGAAGAAAUAGAGAUCACUUUCAGCUACUGGGAUGGGUCAGGUCAUAGACGAUCAGUUCGUAUGAAAAAAGGAAACAGUGUGUAUCAGUUUUUACAAAGAGGUCUGGAAAUCUUGCGGAAGGAGUUCAAUGAGCUGCGCACUGUCUCAGCUGACCACCUUAUGUACAUAAAAGAAGACCUGAUUAUACCUCAUCACUACACAUUUUAUGAUUUCAUUGUGAAUAAGGCCAGAGGUAAGAGUGGACCUUUGUUCCAUUUUGAUGUCCGUGAUGAUAUCAGACUAGUGAGCGAUGCUUCAGUGGAGAAGGAAGAAUCCCAUGCAGGCAAGGUGGUGAUGCGAAGCUGGUACGAACGCAACAAGCAUAUCUUCCCUGCAAGUAGGUGGGAACCCUAUGACCCGCAGAAGAACUAUGAGAAGUAUACCAUAAAGGACAAGAACAAGAAGAAGUAAAAGAACCUUGCCAGGCUUUCAAUAGUACAAAUCGUGCUCCUAUUCAAAAACUGCCAGGGAUAUAGUACAGGGUAAAGACAUCUUAAAGAUACGUCCAACAUAGUAGGACCAGCGCCACUUAUGACCAAUUUAGUUAGAAAAUUUGGUAGAGCUUAAGGUUUUGGCUAGGAAGUGGCUCAAGAUUUUCCUGGAUCUUAGGGAAUCUAGUGGUAGUGCCAAACAUUUACUUGAACACUGUAUUCCACUGUAAGGAAAUAUACAGUAUAGUGGCCCAAUUCUGUUUCUGUUCUUGUUCUGCCUUUUUUAUUUUUUCUAUUUUUCUUUCUUUUUUGUUGUUUUUGUCAUUUACAGUACAAGUUAUGCAAAGUAAAUAGAAAGCACAAUCAAACUUGUGAUAUGUAAAGGUAAUUAAUUUCAGCCAGUGUAUUGCAGAUUUAUCAUUAAAGAAAUAACUGAAAGUUUGUAUAUAUUGCCAAGUCUUACUUUGAAAAGAAGCACAUAGCAGAAGAACAGAAAAGAAGGUUUACCGCAGAUGAUUAUGACAAUUUAUUUAGUAUGUAAUUGUACUCCCGGGUUACAUAUGAUUUCUGUGUGAAAGAAAUUGUUUGUGCUAAGAUGUCCUUUAUAAAUGGACUUUUAACAUUAUUUUGAUACCGUUCAUUAGUAAUUCUGAGACUAGUAGAAUAAAAAUGUGGUAAUAUUUGCAUUUUACUCGAUAUGAUUAUUUAUUUCAGUAGUUAUUACCAUCAUCACUAUCAGUACUUUUAUACUUGUCUUUCAUUAUUGCAUCACUAUUGUAAAUAUCAUCAUCAGUACUGUUAAACAUCGUCAUCAUAUAACCAUUACAACUACCUCUUCUUGUUUGUUAAAGUCCUGUAAUCUGUCUUGUGGAUCCUUACUCAAGUUUCAGCUAACCUUAGAAAUGCUUAUUACAAAAUAUUUUGCCCUGAAUACACUGAAUGGAGUUGUUAUUUAACAUCUUGUUGCUGGUAGUUCAGAGUUUCUUCCAUAGAGAGAGGUAGUUAAAGGGCUUGAUAAUCAAGUUCACCUCAGUCAUAAGAACACCUCGAGUUAAGAGGAACAACAGGUAAAACCUCAUCCAGGCAACUUAGUAAUAUGUUGGGAAAGUACUAUGUAUACAUAAUUCAAACCUGCCAUUAAUGUUAGACCUUUAAGGAAUGAAGAUGUAGGUUUGAAGAUUCAGAUUUUAGGUAAAGCUAUAUCCACAUACCCAGAAUCCAUGAGUACUUCCUGUAGGUUAAACCUUGACUUAUGCAAUGUGUCAAUAGUUUACCCCCUAAACUACAAGUUGUCUCAUUAAAGGUCUUUUUGAUAGCCUGCAACUUACCUCUGUGAGAUAAAUUUGCAUUUCAAUAUGUUUUAAUGUUUGGUAUUUAUGUAUCAUCCAGGGUACCCCAUCCCAUUCACAACCUUCACUGUGUUUUUUCUUAGACUACUGUGUGUGGUAGCUAUUACAUAAAAAUAAAACAUUUUCCUAAACAAAAAGAAAACAGAAAAACAUGCUUUACAGCUCCAGGAGAACCAUAGAAUGGAUUUGUAAUUCAUCAUCCAGUUAAACUCAGCUUUUCACUGGCUACAGGAUUGAAAUGUUGAUAUAUUUCUUUUAGAUUAUUGCAUCCCUGAUGUCACAAAUAGCUACAAAUGUAUUGGGUAGGUAAACCUUCCAUAGGCAAGCCAUGCCACAAGGUUAUAGUAUAGUGAAUUCUUAUUGAAAUUCAAGGCUUUAGAAUUUGAUUGUUUUUGUUCUUAACCAGUUCAGUACUCUUGUUUGUUAAGCAAUCUCUAGCUUCUAUCACACUUUCUGAAAGAGAGAAGGCUAACUCACCAUUUGUUGUCCUUUUUUUUACCUGGAGCUCAUUUAAAAGUGCUGAAUAAUUCUGUUUCAUAUGCCUUAUAUUAAAGUUCAUGGUAUUAGCACAGAGGUAUAUAAUUGAAUAUUUACUCAUAAAUAACACUUAGUCACCAGGGACUCAGUGGCCUUCAUGAUCUUGCCUGUUUAUUCUUUUCUAUUACUGUCAUUGUUGGCAUGGUCAUUAUCGUGUUCAUUAUCUUUCUUAUUAUUGUAGUUGUGAUUAUAAAUGUAAUAUUAUUAAUAGAAUUUAUGAAAGAUAUAAAAAUAUCCCCACAAGAAAUGAAAUGAUUAUGUAAGAUCAUGUUGACUUAGUAAUUGACAUCUUAUGCACUUGUGGAGCCAUGUGUGUAAACAGAAUUGAUGAGAGGAAACCACACAAAUAGCUUGCACUCCUGGCAUCAAGUGGUCAAGUUUUCAGUGCUAUUAGUCACUUAGUUUUGAUAUUUUAUGUUGCCAUUGGUUUUGUCUCCCAUCCCACCUACUCUUAGUGAUUAUUUUUUCUGUACUGGUUACAUGAAGUUUGUUCAUAGACAUACUCACACUUCUUCCUGUUUCCUCUUUGGUUGACAAAACCUGAGCUUUUUGCUCUCCUUUUCAACAUUACAAAAAGAACUGGAUUCAGAGAAACAUUGAUGGAUGCUGAUUUACCUUGAAUUGUAUGGAGUAUUUUUCAGAUAAAUUUAUUAAAGAUCUGCAGUUUCACCCAAGAAGAAUUUAAUAAUAUUAUUAUCGUCAUUGUUGUUAUAAUUGUUAUUAUACAUAUUGUUCCUUAUGUGAUUUUAUUUAAAUGGCAGUUUAUGAAAUAAAACAAAGUAUAGACUUUA
Messenger RNA from Penaeus vannamei (Pacific white shrimp), 3867 nucleotides. Its product is annotated as protein FAM50 homolog. NCBI's taxonomy places the organism in Eukaryota, Metazoa, Arthropoda, Malacostraca, Decapoda, Penaeidae. Gene Ontology annotation, cellular component: nucleus. The record is from RefSeq and is a predicted model, not a curated record. Gene Ontology annotation, biological process: chromatin organization.